Molecule: messenger RNA, 2400 nt
Organism: Plasmodium adleri (nom. inval.)
Lineage: Eukaryota; Apicomplexa; Aconoidasida; Haemosporida; Plasmodiidae
Product: conserved Plasmodium protein, unknown function
Exons: 4
Coding region: 1-2400 (799 amino acids)
Source: RefSeq, a predicted model, not a curated record
AUGAGGGGAAAUGAAUCGUAUGACCCUUUGAAAGAGGGAUGUUUGUCAAAAAUAAAUAAUGCUCUAGAAAAAUAUACAAUGAAUACAUUAAAUUAUAAUAAUAGUAAUAAUUUUACAUGUGAGGAAAAUAAUGAGACUUUUAGAGAAAAUACUUUGAAUAUGAAUGUUACGUCAGAUGAGGAUAAUGAAUUAGAAACAUAUAGUUCAAUAAUAUUAGAUAAGAUUAAUAAUUUUAAACCUCAGGACGAAAAAAUAAUAUACGAGGAAAGUAGAAGAGAAACAAAUAUAUACGCUAAUAUGUCGACUCUUUUAAAUUUCUUGAGGGAGCAAAAUAAAAUGAAUACACUACAUAUAAAAAACUUUAUUAUUGAAAAUUUAAAAAUUACAGAAGAAAUAAAACAUGAUAAAGACAUCAAUAAUUUGAUGAGGAGGAUAGAACACGAAGAAAUUAAAGAACUUAUAUGGACAAGUGGAAAAAGGUAUUAUAUGGAAAUUAAAAAAAUAUAUUUACUUAUGAAAAAAUUUAAUAAGGAAAGAUAUUUUAUUAAUUCUAAUAAGGAUGUUUUAAAAAAGUAUAGUUUUAAAAAAAAUAAAAACAUAAAGAAUUUAUUACAAGCAUCUAUCAAAAAAAAAAACAUACAAAUUCAAAAAAUACUUAAACAAUAUAUUAUAUUGAAAGGAUACUAUAAGAAAGUUUGUAAUAAGUAUAAACAAGAAAAUGAACUUUUAAAAAGUUUCUUUUCUUUUCCUAACAAUCAAAGUUAUUAUUUAAAUCUAAAAUAUUCUCCUCAAUAUUGUAGAAGCAAUCAUAUAUAUUUUUAUUCAUAUAAAAAAUGGUUGAGACGCAAAAGGUUGAGGAGGACUUCACAUUUUAAGCAGGAUAGAUAUGUUAUUCAAAAAGAAUAUUUUACAAAUUCCAUAUUUAGAAAAUACACCCAUCAUAAGAAAAGAUAUAAAGAAAUUAUAUGUGAUAUAUUGAACGAUAACAAACUAUUAAAUCUGAAAUUUAAAAAAUAUGAAGAAAAAUAUAAAAAGAAAAAAAAGAAAAGAAAGAAAAAAAAGAAAAGCUUGCAAAUAUCUACUAAAAGAAUGAAGGAUAAAAAAAAUUUGGACGUAUCUUAUAAAAGAAGAAAUAAAUAUAUAUACACACACUUGUUUUUACCUAUGCGAUUACAGAAAAAAAUAAAUAGUUCAAAUUAUAAAUAUUUAAAUAAGGAAAGCUACAAAAUGGAGGACAAAAAGGAAAGAAAGGAAAAGAAGUUUAUAAAACAUGGGGGGAUGCAUUGUGUAGAGAAGGAAGAAGAAAGUAUUAUAAAUAAGGAAGAUGGGAAAAUUAUAAAUAAGGAAGAGGAAAAUAAUAUGUAUAAGGAAGAUGAAAAAAUUAUAAAUAAGGAGGAGGAAAAUAAUAUGAAGAAGGAAGAUGAAAAUAUUAUGAAGAAGAAAGAGGAAAAUAUUAUGAAGAAGAAAGAAGAUCAUAUUAUUAAUAAAGAUGAAGAAAGUAUUACAAAUAAGGAGGAGGAAAAUAAUAUGAAGAAGGAAGAUGAAAAUAUUAUGAAGAAGAAAGAGGAAAAUAUUAUGAAGAAGGAAGAAGAUCAUAUUGUUAAUCAAGAUGAAGAAAGUAUUACAAAUAAGGAAGAGGAUAAUUAUAUGAAGAAGGAAGAAGAAAAUAUUAUUAAUAAGGAUGAAGAAAAUAUUGUUAAUAAGGAUGAAGAAAAUAUUAUGAAGAAGAAAGAAAAUCAUAUUAUUAAUAAGGAUGAAGAAAAUAUUAUGAAGAAGAAAGAAGAUCAUAUUGUUAAUCACGAUGAAGAAAGUAUUACAAAUAAGAAAGAGGAAAAUAUUAUAAAAAUAAAAAAUGCGGAAGUAAAAAAGAAAAAAAACACAUUAAAAAAAAAAAAAAAAAAAGAAAAAAAAAAUUCUUCAAAUGAUAAUAUGAAGGAAGUUACUAAGAAUGAUGAUGAUACUAAUAUGAUAAAAAUAGAAGAAAAAGAAAAAUAUGAUAAUAAAGAUGAAAAGGAAAAUGUGAGUAUAAAUAAUGUAGAUGAGUAUAAAAAAAUGAAGGAUGAAUGUGAUAAGAAGGAAAACACUAUUUCUGAUAUAGAAGAAGAAAAUAUUAUCUUGGAUCCUAAGGAGGAAAACAUUAUGCUAGAUACAAAAAAAGAGAAGUUAAUUUUGAAGGAAAAAAAAAAAAAAAAAAAUAUAAGUAGAAAAAUAAAAAAAAAUAAAAUAGAAGAUAAUAAGGAUAUUAAAGAAAAUGAAGAUUUUAAUAAAAUUUAUGAUGAGGAAAAUAUGGGGGAAAAAGAAAAGUGUAUGAUAUUUGAAGAAAAAAAGAAAGAACAUAAUAUAAUUGCAGAGAAAGACAGUGUGGAAAUGGAUGAAAUGGAUAAUAUAGAUGAGCAAUAA